Molecule: messenger RNA, 6507 nt
Organism: Botrytis fragariae
Lineage: Eukaryota; Fungi; Ascomycota; Leotiomycetes; Helotiales; Sclerotiniaceae
Product: putative ankyrin repeat protein
Exons: 5
Coding region: 1-6507 (2168 amino acids)
Molecular function (GO): zinc ion binding; protein binding
Source: RefSeq, a predicted model, not a curated record
AUGCAGUAUCCAACGAUCCUGCUACUAUCUCUAGCUUCACGGGUCGUUGCGGAUGGAACAGAUGUCACCAAUAAUUUGUUCUCAGAUCUCGGACCGCUUUUGGCAUUGUUCGGUGAUAGCUUUGCCCAACAAUUUCUAAGAGAAUCUUUCACAUGGCUUGACCACAUCAUUUUCGCCAUGGCUCCAUUGGGCAUCAUUACUGCUAUCAUAGGCGCUAUUCGUGUUGGUGGUCCUCCGCAUCUGAGAGCGUUGAUUGGUCGUGCUCGUGAAAAUAAAGCCUCAGCAGAGCUCGAUUUUAUGUCUUCAACUUCACAUGAAGUUUCUGAGCUAUGGAAUGGAGAAGGUAUAGUCCGGACAAUGGGAAAGGGUAAAGUUAAACAAAUUAUCUUCCUGAAGGGUCGUGGGGUUCCUGAGAACUGUGAACUUUUUACUUUGUCAGAUAACGAUGAUUUGAUGAGAUCAAAAGCGUACAUGGGUCCAUUUGUUGAAAAAUCACAAUCAGUGUGGAAGGCGGUCAUACAAUUAUGGAAAACAGUGAAGAGAGUAGAAGUGCCAAGCAAGGACCCGAGAAACAAAAGCAAAGAAGCUCGGUCUGAAAAGGGUGAAUUGGAUCGAGCACCGAAUAUUUCUUUGAACACCCAUCCUAAACAAAACAUGUUUGAAUUGGCCCUCGCGGCUAUUCUAGGUAUUGUUCUCCAGGCUGGUGUUAUUAUAUUUUCUGGGUUUGUUGCUUACGACAACCGACUCGGGGCUAUGGUGGGCGGAGCUCCAAGCGCCUAUGCAUUUCCUAUUUUGGCUAGUGGAACAAUUAUUCUUGUACUUGGAAUGGGUAUUUGUGCUGUGGUUAUCGGAAAGAGCACUGAUGAAGUCGCGUGGGAAUUGAAGCCUGAGGAAAAGGGCAAAGAAACCGUUAAUUCGGGCCUUGCAUCAUGUGCAAAAACAACAACGCUUGGUACGGGAGAUCAAGAACCUACUUUCAAGGCACCUAAAGACUCAGAUCCAGAGAGUCUCACCCCGAAGCGGCAUCAAAAAUCUUGCUGGGAACUGAUUUUGAAAGCAUGCGGCCAUUAUUCAGGCAAAGAAAAAACUAAGCUCAACCCGAAGGCUAAAGAAAAUAAUAAGAUCCUUGUUUUUUGGCUUCAAAAACACUUUGUAGUCAGUGAUCAAACUUUCGAAUCAUAUCUGCUCAUGUCGGGAACAGAACAGGACAUCAUCUUAACAUCGUCUCGCAGCAACAAUCCAUCGAAUCGAAAACAUUUAAGUUCUACAUCCCAGGAAACAUCGAAUAUUCCACAGCUCGACAGCGAAUCUGGCUUUGAUCAAGUACAUUCGUUGCGCAAAUCUGGCCCUCAAACUCAAUUCUCAGAUCUCGCUUCUCAUGAACUUAAAACAUCUCUUUCGUAUGAUUCUACCACUCAGAAGUCCGUUUCCAUCUCAAAAUCUAGGCCACCUGAUCAACCAGUUUCGUUUUGGCUCAAUACGCUUUGCGUCCUCGGGACAUUUACAGGAAUCACUGGGUUCGUUUUGCAAUUCGAGGGCUUUCGCGGAAUCAGCUGGGCAUGUUCAAUCGCACAGCUUGUUGCUAUUAUGAUAAUGACUGUUGUUCGAGCCAUUAUUCGUCGGGGUAUGCUGGAUAGACCUAUCGCCCAGAUGAUUCCGGAGAAAUAUGAAAUUGACUGGCUUGCACUCAGAAUUGGCAAUGAUGACAGGUACUUGAGCAGUCUUAGCAAAUCGACAGCUCGUCACCCAUAUAUAUCUCCCUAUAACCCUUCAUGGAAGGUUUGCAGUCAAAUAAAUCCACUCGUUCAAGUGACUUCCGGAUGGAUGCCCAUCACCAAUGAAGAUAGCUUCAAGGCUCAGAUGGUUCUCAACGUACGAAACCGUCUUCGAGAGCUUACUGGCUGGUCCGACCCGGUGAUAAAAGCUAACGCUGCCUCUGCGGCUUCAGCAAUCGAAAUAAUCAUGAGUUUAUUCGAAGGAUGGUCGGAUUCUACUUUUCAUUGGCUCAUUGACGUAAAGAUUGGGAAAGAUGAAGACACCACCACCCAAAAAAUUAAACUACACGCGACAAGAAAGACCGAAGCAAACCUAUGGAGCGUCUCCGCCAAAGACAUUGAGUCAAUUCUUUCGUUGUGGAUGUAUCAUUCUAGUUAUAAUUGCCAGAGCGGUAACCGGGCUCAGGAUAGCACUGAGAAUAUUGCUCGUGAUAUACACUCCUUUCAACGAGUCAUCGGCCCCUCAAGAUCUACACUCAAAAGAGAUAUGGCGUGGUGGGCCGGUAUUGAGAGCGCUAAAGCACUUGAUGAGUUUUCAUGGGAUGGUGAAAAUGACACACAAUGUCUUAGCAUGGGUUUUUGUCUGCCAGGUAAACCCAAUAUUUUCUUUAUUUUCUCACCUACAGCCUACUCGACAUUGGGCAUUAGUCGUAUUUAUCAAGAGGGCUCCAAUGAAGUCGACCACAAAAAGAUUACCAAGGGAGCAGAUUCCUUAAAAUCCUCACACUAUGCCAUGAUUGCCAGUGUUUUUAAGGAGAAAUUUUUCGCUCAACAUAUUUUUUCCACCUUUUUGUGGGCGAUUGUAAAUUCCUUGUCACUAUCUGAGAAGGGAAGUGAACACCAAACAGAAGUUGUGUUACCAGGGGAUGAUGAGCUCAGACUAAAUGAGAAGCAACCGAACUGGAAUUCUUUCCGGUUAACCAACAAAAAAAUCAAGCAAAUGAUCAAAGCCGUCAAGACUUCUGGCCUGGGAACGUUGGAAGACGCCAAUUUACUGAUAAUACCCCCACUUAGCUAUUUUGAUAAACUCCCUAACGAAGGCAUGGUGGACGUAGUACGAAAAAACGCCAAAGAAAAUGAACUGGGCUAUCGAGAUUUUGCUUGCAAUCUUUAUAGAAAAUUACUGAAACUGUGCGACGAUCUACCACCAGAGAGGAAGUUUGUCUACAAAGUAGUCAGCACAACCGUUGACUUCCUUGUGACUGCAACAUCUGCCUCAGAAACUAAGAAAUAUAUGGAAACAUCUGAUGGAGAUUUGGAGAAGAGUAAAAGAACGUUGGUCAACAUCCUGAGAUCUAAACAUAAAAAAUGUCUAGAUAUGCUGCAGUCACUUUACGCAAAACAAGGUCGGCUCAAGAACUUUGGAAAGGCAGGCUUGCUAGACGAUAAAACCAAAGACAAGGUCAAAAAAUCGGCAAGAAACGGGCAGACAAUUUUACAGAAAGAUGUUAUCGAGGAUACUGAUUUAUCUCUGGAUGAAGGACACAUGGGGCAAUUCCCCAGUGCUACUGAUAUACUUGGUUGGACACCUCUACACUACGCAGUGAUCUAUUCUUUGGAAGCAGUGCAGAAAUUAGUGGAGAAGGGGGAGGAGCUAGUUAAUAAAUGUGACCUUGCCGGCCGUACCCCCCUGCACUACGCCGUCAUGAAACUAAACGUCGACUCGAAACAAGUUAAUGCAGAAGAAAUUAUCAAAAAACUCUUGGUCGCCAACGCAAGACCAUUCCAGGGGAGAGAUGGCCUUGUUCCGUUACAUUGGGCCGUGAAAACAGGAAAUAUCGAAGCCACCAAAUUACUUCUGGGAUCGGAGCUACAUGAAAAGACACUAAAUUUCAAAGAUUAUUCGGACAUGACUCCUUUACACUUUGCAGCCCUCGGUGGAAAUUCAGAAAUUUUGGAAAUACUUCUCAAAAAAGUCGUCAACGCCCAGGAUCUCAAUGCGCAGAACAGGCUUGGGCGGACUGCACUACAUGUCGCAGUGAAGGGCAUAGACACCGAUGGAUCUUCUAAUAGAGCCAAGAUCAUCGAAAUACUUAUCAAGAAAGAGGCAAGUGUUGCAAUCAAAGACAAAGACGACAAAAAAGCUUUAAACGUGGCUGUUGAGAUGGAACAGAAAAUGAAGAGCCCUCCUCUGCCGCGACCAGAUCUUAGUGAAGAGCCCAGUCACCUUGUAAAUAUUUCAGGUGGAAUUCUGGAAAGUGAACACCGGGACAAUCCAGACAAUUCAAACGACAAAGUUGGUGUCGAUGAGAAAGCUAGGAACUUGAAACAAGCUGGGAAGGCGGAAAUACUUUCGAAAGAAGAACAGCUAGCUUCGGUAAUUAAAUCACUAUUGGAAAAAGAAAAUUUAACUGUUGAAGGCGGAAAAUUAUUGCUCUGGGCUGUUGAAAAUAACUUGAAGACGCCUUUCGAAUUUCUUAUUGCCUGGAAGGAAAUCGCAGUUGACAUGAGCCAGCUGUAUACCAAGGAUGGUCGAUCAAUCCUUCACUUAGCAGUGGUUGCCGAGUCUGACACGAUGGUAGAUAGGAUAUUGAAGCGAUGGAAACCCAGCAAUAGUUCUUCUCCUUUGAAGUCAUCAUUGUAUAUCGAUCUAGCCGAUCAUUAUGGCCGCACUGCACUUAUGCUGGCAGCGUCUCAAGGAUACGAGCCUGGAGUCAGAAAGCUUCUUGCAGCUGGCGUUGACAAAGAUUUUAGAGACAUCCGUGGACGCACAGCUCUUUCUUGGGGAGCAGAGAGCGGCCAGCUGGAUAUUUUAACUCAACUCAUAGAAAGCGGCGUUGCUCUGAAACAUGAGCCUGUGGAAAAGAAUUCACCCAUGUUUAUUGCUGUCGAAAAUGGUAAACACGAGGCAACAGAACUCUUUCUUGCCAACGGCGCGGACUCCAAUGAGGUUGACAAUGACAGGAAUAAUGUUCUCUGCCAUGCAGUGAUAUGUGGACAUAUAGAAUGUGUCAAGGUUUUAAUUGAGCAUGGUGCUGAACUUGAGAAAAGAAAUAGCAGAUACCAGCAGACCGCACUCUCUUUCGCUGCCGAAAAGGGUAACCUCGAAAUAGUCAAGCUUCUUAUGGAUUUCGAUGCUAGGUUGGACGCCCAAGACACGGAUGGCUGGACUCCACUCAUCUGGGCAUUGAAAUGCGAGCAUCUGGAGGUCGUGAUGUUUCUACUCGGUGAAGAAGUUAAGAGCGUCUCGAAUAGAGAUCCAUAUAUGGAGCAACUCGAUUCUAUAAUGACUUUGGCGUGCAGUACUGGUGAUGAGGAUCUCGUGGAGCAAUUGUUAAAUCUAGGUGUUAGUUCUAAUGCACAAGACGCCGACAGUGGAUCGAUAGCUUUGAUCGAAGCAAGUAGAGGAGGCUUUUUAGGGACUGUAAAGCUACUAUUAAGGAAUCAAGGGCAUGUAAAUGCGAUGAAUAAUGCUAAGGAGACGCCUCUUUUGCUGGCGAUUCGCCACGGAUUUAACGAAAUCACGGAAUGCCUUUUAUGCGCGAACGCAAAUGUCGAAAUAACGAAUGAAGUAAAUGAAACACCACUUCUGUUAGCAGUUCGUUACAACAAUGAAACCAUCACCAGAUUGCUUUUAGAUAAAGGGGCGAAAACAAAUGUCGCAUCCAACACAGGCGAGACACCACUAUUAUCGGCUACUCGCAUUGGAAACGAAGAUAUCACAAGGUUACUUCUGGAGAAGGAAGCGUGUAUCAAUGAGGCAAAUAAUUCAAAUGAAACACCGUUGGCGUUAGCGGUUAUCUAUAGGAAUAUGAAUAUUAUCAGAUUACUUUUGGAAAAAGGAGCCAGUGUAAACCAGGAAUGGGGAAAAUAUGAGCAAACGUGCUUACUGCAGGCGAUUUAUGCAGAAGACGAGGAACUUGCACUGUUGUUACUAAAAUCGGGCGCUAAACCUGAAAGAGAACAGAAGUACGCUCAAAAUGCCCUACAAGAAGCUAUUUGGUGGAGAGCCGAGAACAUUGUGGAUCAUCUUUUAUCUUUCGGCGCUAGUGCGGAAUCGAAAGACAUGCAAGGAAGAACCGCAUUUCAGUUCUCAGCACAAAUCGGCGCUUUGUCUCUACUUAAAAAGCUGAUCAAAGAAAGUUCCGAAGGAUUGCAUCUGUUCGGACCAACUUCCCAUGAUCUGCAGGAUCGGGACCUCAUACACCACGCUUUUGUCAGCGGAUCGAUGGAUAUGGUAUCUUACCUGAUAGUUCAAUUCUCUCCCAAUGAAUACGACUAUCACCGGAAAGAUAUCAACGGUUGGACUCCCCUUCACUGGGCUGCGCAGGCUGGCGACUCGGAAGUUGUAAAAAUGCUUCUUGAACUAGACUCUCACUCGGAUGCCCAAGUACGAGAGUCAAUUAAAAAGUGGACUCCACGGCAGAUCGCAAGCUAUAACAAGCACAACAAUAUUGUGAUCUUACUCGAGUCGUUGUCUAUUCCCGAUGAAAUUCUGCCCCCAGCAGGUAUGUCACACGGGUCAUUUCUCUGCGACGGAUGCAAUUGUAAGAUGCGCGGCCUCCGUUUCCAUUGUCAAAAUUGCGCAGACUUUGACUUUUGUGAAAAAUGUAAGUUCACAAGUGAUACGACACACCCAAACCACGACUUUGAUAAGAUUGGCCCAAAGCGAGAAACUGAACUGGAACAAGAGAUUAGCCCACAGCAGGAGGGUGGUUUGAAGCAAGAUGACUCUUCCAGUGAAAACCGGUCUGUAUAUGAGGAUUCUGUCAAAGAUGAUAUUGCAACUUGA